GAGGUGAUGACAUUCGAGAGAUAUAUAUAAUAGAAAAUUAGCUUAUUCAUUGUUAGGCUUUUAUUUCCAGAUAAUAAUUCUUGCACCGCAACACGCAAUAUUGCAUGUGUGCCUAUCGAUACUGUGAAUUGUGUUUAAACGAUAUACUUGUCUAAAGUGUUUCAUAAUAGCCAAGGACUCAGUUGCGCUGUUGCUUUGACGGCCUUGCACACAUUUCCUGCUGUUGCAUACACCUAUUUAUAAUCUGCAAUCGGUGAUAACAAUGGCUGGUAUUCCGACAAUUACAUUUUCGAAUGGAUACAAAAUGCCGAUAUUGGGCCUCGGAACUUAUAAGUCUCAGAUGGGGGAUGUGAAAAGAGCUGUUAAGGACGCAAUAGAUCUAGGAUAUCGUCAUAUUGAUACAGCUUUCCUUUAUGGUAAUGAGAAAGAAAUUGGGGAAGCUAUUCGCGACAAAAUCAAAGAUGGUAGCGUGACCAGAGAGGAUCUAUUUAUUACCACAAAGUUAUGGAACAAUUUCCAUAAAGAAGAGCAAGUCGUCCCGGCCUGCAAACAAUCGUUGGCCAAUCUUGGUUUAGAUUAUGUGGAUCUCUUUUUAGUUCACUGGCCAUUUGCUUUCAAAGAAGGAGAUGAUGUAUGGCCUUUAGAUGCUGCCGGAAAUCUUUGCGAUUCGGAUAUCGAUUAUUUAGAAACAUGGAAAGGAAUGGAAGAGUGUGUUCACCAAGGCUUAACUCGCAGCAUCGGAAUCAGUAACUUUAACUCCGAGCAAAUUACCCGUUUACUCAAAUCGGCUAAAAUCGCCCCAGUUAAUAAUCAAAUUGAAGUUAAUGUAAAUGUAAAUCAGGAGAAAUUAAUAGAUUUUUGCAAGAAACAUGACAUAACGGUAACUGCUUAUUCUCCUCUGGGACAACCCGGAAAUGUAUCGGGCAUCGACAAUAAAUUAGAUAAUCCUAUAAUAUUGCAACUUGCAAAAAAAUAUAAUAAGACGUCGGCGCAAAUAGCACUUCGAUAUGUGUAUCAACAUGGAACUGCGCCAAUACCUAAAUCUGUAACUAAAAGUCGAAUUAAGGAAAAUAUGGAAAUUUUUGAUUUUACGUUAACAUCUGAUGAAAUGAAUGCUAUUCGUAAACUCGGCACUGGACAGAGAGUAGCAUUUUUCACACCUGCGAAGAAUUUUAAAUACUUUCCUUUUAACAUUCCGUUUUAAAUCAGUAUAAAGAGAGAAAAGAAAAAGAGAAGAAGAAAAAGAG
This is a messenger RNA of Acromyrmex echinatior (Panamanian leafcutter ant), 1247 nucleotides long. RefSeq names its product 1,5-anhydro-D-fructose reductase. The record is from RefSeq and is a predicted model, not a curated record. Gene Ontology annotation, molecular function: oxidoreductase activity. NCBI's taxonomy places the organism in Eukaryota, Metazoa, Arthropoda, Insecta, Hymenoptera, Formicidae.